AUGGCCAUUGACGAGGUCACCCCUGCGCCGCAGGUGACGGAAACCGCUGCUGGAAACGACGGUGAUAAGAUUAGCAUCAAGCAGAGCACGAACCCUCUGAAGAAGUUUGGCAAGAAGAAGGAUGGCAAUGGAAAUGAAGAUGUGGAGAAGGAUGGAAUUGGAGGGGAUACGCCGCCGCAUGACUUGCAGCGCAGGCUGAAGAGCAGACAUUUGCAGAUGAUUGCUAUCGGUGGUACAAUUGGAACGGGUUUGUUCAUCAGUAGUGGAACAGCCAUCGCACACUCUGGCCCGGCGGGUGAGGUCGCAACGUAUCUUCCCAUCUCCGGUUCUUUCACCUCCUACACCGCACGACUCGUCGAUCCCAGUCUGGGAUGCGCCAUGGGUUGGAUUUAUUGGUUUAACUGGGCUUCGACAUACGCUGUGGAACUGACUGCCACCGGUCUGAUUGUUCAGUAUUGGGACGAUAAACUGUCGGUAGCCAUCUUCAUCGCCAUCUUCUGGGUAGUGAUCACCCUUCUCAAUUUCCUCCCGGUUGGUUUCUAUGGAGAAAUCGAGUUCUGGUUUUCGAUGAUCAAAGUGCUCACCGUCCUGGGAUUCAUGAUCUUCGCUAUCUGCAUUGACGCUGGCGUUGGAAAGCAGGGCUACCUUGGAUUCCACACGUGGAAGGAGCCCGGAGCAUUUGCUCCCUAUCUGAUCGACGCGUCCAAUCCGGUGUCCAAGUUCGUCGGUUUCUGGGCCGUGCUUGUGCAGGCCGGUUUCUCCUACCAAGGUACCGAGCUGGUUGGUGUCGCCGCUGGUGAGACAGAGAAUCCGGAGAAGACCGUGCCCUCGGCCAUCCGCAAGACCUUCAUCCGUAUUCUCGUCUUCUUUGUCCUGACCAUCUUCUUCAUGGGCCUGCUGGUCCCCUACGACAACCCCAACCUGAUCACCGACUCCAGCGACGCCUCCGCCUCCCCAAUGGUCAUCGCCGCGAAGCUCGCCGGCGUAAAGGUCCUGCCCAGUCUGAUCAACGCCGUCCUCCUAACCGUGGUCCUCUCGGCCGCCAACUCCAACGUCUACAGUGGCAGUCGUGUGCUCCUCGGCCUGGCUCAGGAAAAGUUUGCGCCCCCAAUCUUCGGCUGGGUCAGUCACCGUGGUGUGCCCUAUAUUAGCGUCGCCUUCACGGCCGCCUUCGGACUUCUCGGGUUCAUGAACGUCUCUGAAUCCGGUGGAAAGGUCUUCAACUGGCUGGUCAACAUCUCCAGUGUGGCUGGAUUCAUCUGCUGGACGUCCAUCAGUCUGAGUCACCUGGCUUUCAUGCGUGCCCUGAAGGCGCGCGACAUCUCCCGUGACACCCUACCCUACAAGGCCGCCCUCCAACCCUACCUGACAUGGUACGGACUCUUCUUCAGUGUCCUGAUCAUCAUGACCCAAGGAUUCACGGCCUGGAUUCCUACCUUCAAUGUCUCGGAUUUCUUCGUCGCCUACAUCUGCGUGAUCAUCUUCGUGGUGCUGUACCUGGGCCACAAGAUUUUCUACCGCACCCAUUUCGUGCACCCGCUCGAAGCAGACUUGCAAUCGGGCCGCCUCCAGAACUACUCCUGGGAAACGGCGAGGCCGAAGACCUGGCAGGAGCGGCUUCGCGAGAGUCUUUAA
Aspergillus nomiae NRRL 13137 is the source of this 1635-nucleotide messenger RNA. Its product is annotated as putative amino acid permease (Can1). Gene Ontology annotation, molecular function: amino acid transmembrane transporter activity. Lineage: Eukaryota; Fungi; Ascomycota; Eurotiomycetes; Eurotiales; Aspergillaceae. The record is from RefSeq and is a predicted model, not a curated record. Bases 1 to 1635 code for a protein of 544 amino acids. Gene Ontology annotation, cellular component: membrane. Gene Ontology annotation, biological process: amino acid transmembrane transport. The transcript has 3 exons.